UCUUUUUGUUGUCUUGAGCGUAGGGUUUCUUUAGUGGUAGCACCCGCUGUUUACAAUCUCUUUUUCCUGGUGCACACAUGGCUGGAAGAGAAUUUGACAUACAGUAAUGCAGUGGAGUUAGAGGCGUUUAACUAAAUGUUAUAAUUUUGGGUGCGCUGUUGUUAGAAGAAAAGUUAUUUCUCACCAGAGAGGAAGGAGUGAGUAAUCAUUUUCAAAAAUGAAACAGAAAAAGAAAGGGGACCUCAGUCAUGCUGAGCUGAUGAUGAUGACUGUAGCUGAUGUUAUCAAGCAGUUGAUUGAUGCUCAUGAAAAGGGAAAAGAUGUUAACUUGAACAAGCUAAAGACCAAGACUGCUUCAAAGUAUGGCCUCUCAGCACAGCCUAGGCUGGUUGACAUUAUCGCUGCAGUCCCUCCUCAGUAUAAGAAAAUUCUGGUUCCCAAACUAAAGGCAAAGCCUAUCAGGACUGCUAGUGGGAUAGCUGUGGUGGCAGUCAUGUGCAAACCUCACCGAUGUCCACAUAUCAACUUCACAGGAAAUAUUUGUGUGUACUGUCCUGGAGGUCCUGACUCUGAUUUUGAGUAUUCAACGCAGUCCUAUACUGGCUAUGAGCCUACCUCAAUGAGGGCAAUCCGUGCAAGGUAUGACCCUUACCUGCAGACAAGGCAUCGUGUGGAACAGUUGAAGCAGCUUGGACAUAGUGUAGAUAAGGUAGAAUUUAUUGUAAUGGGAGGCACAUUCAUGGCACUGCCAGAAGACUACAGGGACUACUUCAUUCGGAAUCUACAUGAUGCCCUGUCUGGACACACAUCAAAUAAUGUAGCAGAAGCAGUUAGGUACUCGGAACGCAGUAAGACCAAGUGUGUUGGCAUCACUAUUGAGACAAGACCUGAUUACUGCCUGAAACGACAUUUGAGUGAUAUGCUGUCUUAUGGCUGUACACGCCUGGAGAUUGGUGUUCAGAGUGUCUAUGAGGAUGUAGCUAGAGAUACUAAUAGGGGUCACACGGUGAAGGCUGUAUGCGAGUCAUUUCACAUGUCAAAGGAUGCUGGUUUUAAAGUAGUGGUACACAUGAUGCCAGAUCUGCCCAAUAUGGGACUGGAACGGGAUAUAGAACAGUUUAUUGAGUUGUUUGAGAACCCUGCCUUUCGACCUGAUGGCAUGAAACUAUACCCAACACUUGUGAUUCGUGGUACUGGACUGUAUGAACUUUGGAAGACUGGCAGAUACAAGAGUUAUCCGCCUAGCACCCUAGUGGACCUCGUAGCUAGAAUCCUUGCUUUAGUGCCUCCAUGGACACGAGUUUAUAGAGUACAGAGAGACAUCCCAAUGCCACUGGUGACAUCAGGAGUGGAGCAUGGCAACCUCCGUGAAUUGGCUUUGGCUAGGAUGAAGGACUUUGGUACAGAAUGUCGAGAUGUAAGAACAAGAGAAGUGGGAAUACAAGAAAUUCAUCACAAAGUUAGGCCUUAUCAGGUUGAAUUAGUUAGAAGGGACUACGUGGCUAAUGGUGGCUGGGAAACAUUUUUAUCAUAUGAAGAUCCAGAACAGGAUAUCUUGAUUGGGUUGCUGCGCCUGCGAAAGUGCUCUGAAGAAUCGUUUCGCCCCGAAUUAAAAGGAGGUGUCUCUAUUGUUCGAGAGUUGCAUGUAUAUGGCAGUGUAGUUCCAGUCAGCAGCAGAGACCCUUCCAAGUUUCAGCAUCAGGGCUUUGGAAUGUUGUUAAUGGAAGAAGCAGAGAGAAUUGCCAGAGAAGAACAUGGGUCAAAGAAAAUUGCAGUCAUUUCAGGAGUUGGCACCAGAAAUUAUUACAGAAAGAUUGACUACGAGCUGGAAGGACCGUAUAUGGUUAAGGACCUGGUCUGAACAACUAGUGAUAUAAGAUCAGAUAAUGGCAAUGAAAUUAUUCCAGAAUACUGCAAAAACUACAUCUGCCAUAAAAUUUACAAAAAGAAACACACCAGCAAACCAUGGAUUAGAGGUCCGUUUGCUCAAAUGACAUGCAUGUUGUUUGUUUUUUCUUACAGAACUAAGUAUACAGACUUUCUGCAAUGAUAAUUCUAAACAAAUUUUAAAUUAGUACCUGGUAGAAGGUAAUUCUCAGAGUCGCAUAUUCCAAAGCUAUGAGAUAUUUUUUUCAUAAGUUAACCAAAAGCUACAUCUGUUACUGCUACUCAAAAAUGCAUAUUACUGAUAUGGAACUUGAUAAUAAAGGUUUAUGUUUUUGGAAGAAGGUA
This is a messenger RNA of Protopterus annectens (West African lungfish), 2232 nucleotides long. It is a transcript of the gene ELP3, whose product is annotated as elongator acetyltransferase complex subunit 3. Gene Ontology annotation, molecular function: acyltransferase activity, transferring groups other than amino-acyl groups; iron-sulfur cluster binding. The record is from RefSeq and is a predicted model, not a curated record. The transcript has 15 exons. The coding region runs from base 218 to 1861 and encodes 547 amino acids. Gene Ontology annotation, cellular component: cytoplasm; nucleus; elongator holoenzyme complex. NCBI's taxonomy places the organism in Eukaryota, Metazoa, Chordata, Ceratodontiformes, Protopteridae. Gene Ontology annotation, biological process: tRNA wobble base 5-methoxycarbonylmethyl-2-thiouridinylation.